Messenger RNA from Blepharisma stoltei, 486 nucleotides. The record is from the annotation of a GenBank genome assembly. NCBI's taxonomy places the organism in Eukaryota, Ciliophora, Heterotrichea, Heterotrichida, Blepharismidae.
AUGGCACAUGACCUACUUUCUCACAGAAAAACAAAAUCUUCUUUCAACCCAACACCAUUUAUGCCUACAAUAUCAAGUACAUUAAAUCAACGUCUACCUCCAAAACUCAUUAAUUUUAAACACAGCUUCCAAAACCAAGAUCUAGGCAUAGACUUAUCUAAUGCACGACACCGAUUUAAUGCAAAGCUAAAAAUGAAUUUAACACCGGGCUUCUUAAAGCAAAAAGAUCGAGCCAGAACGGCAUCACGGCCUCGUGGCCAAAAAGAAAUUUUGAUUUUGACACCAGAUAUUGGGACAAGUUUAACGAUAAAGCCAAAAUUAAACACUGGGCUUGGAUAUGUGAAAAGGUCGACGUCAAUUACUCCUGGAUCUUAUAGAAAGUAUAAAAUAAAAGAAUUUAAGCCUUUGUUUAUUCAUAGAGAAAGCAGAGAAAUUGAUAACUCGACUUUAGAUUUUACUGAGAGUAUGCUUAGCAGCCAAUAUUAA